This is a messenger RNA of Huiozyma naganishii CBS 8797, 1146 nucleotides long. RefSeq lists its product as uncharacterized. The record is from RefSeq and is a predicted model, not a curated record. The transcript has a single exon. NCBI's taxonomy places the organism in Eukaryota, Fungi, Ascomycota, Saccharomycetes, Saccharomycetales, Saccharomycetaceae. Gene Ontology annotation, biological process: pantothenate biosynthetic process. Bases 1 to 1146 code for a protein of 381 amino acids. Gene Ontology annotation, cellular component: cytoplasm; mitochondrion. Gene Ontology annotation, molecular function: NADP binding; 2-dehydropantoate 2-reductase activity.
AUGACGAUUACACCUUCUCCUGAAAAACCCGUGGUGCACAUUGUUGGACUUGGUUCAAUGGGUUCUAUCCUGGCAAUGGAUCUACUUGAAUUCACUGAUGCAGAAGUUGUUCCAUUGUUCAGAAAUGAACAAAAACUGAAGAGUUUCCAGAUUGGCCAUGGUUCCAAACUUUCCACCAAGCGAGUCUAUUUAAGUGAUUCCCCAGUGGAGACUAAACAAAUCCAGAGGAGUUACUGCCCUUCGAACUACAGUGGGGAACAUAUCAAAAACUUGGUUGUUACUACCAAAACGUAUCAAACUACAGAUGCGUUGAGACCAUUUUUGCCUUACAUCGAUUCGGAAACUAAUCUUAUUUUGAUACAAAAUGGUUUAGGUGUAUUAGAAUCGUUGAGUGAGGGUCUCUUCUCAGAUGGCGUGUUGAGUAGACCGAAUCUUUUUCAAGGUGUCAUUGCCCAUGGGGCAUUCCAAGAAUCUGACUUCAUGUUCAACUAUACGUGUUUAGCUGAUAUGAAGAUAGCUCGAAUUUCAUGGAAUGGUGCCGAAGGAUUAGUGCAACCAUCUAAGAUAGUUGUCGAAGAUGCGUUGAAUAAUGAGUUGAUACGUCUACUGACCCAACCGGCUUUCAGCAAAGAGUUUGUCGUGAAACAUAUGACUUAUCAAGAGAUGCUGAUUGGGCAGUUAUACAAAUUUUUGGUGAACUCAUGCAUCAAUUCCAUUUCUGCAAUUGUCGAUUGCAGGAACGGUGAGAUUAUCGACAAUGCGAAACCGGUAUUCUCUUUAAUUGUAAAGGAAUCUUUAACUAUUCUCAAGUUAGCCUAUGCACCACUAUUCCAAUAUGAGCAAAACUACAAUGGCAAAGAAGCAUUCCCAUUUCUGAAAGUUGAUGAAACGUUCGAGUUUGAACCCCUCGUUGACACGAUUUUUUAUCUGACUUGCGUGCUUGGUGAACAGAGCAGCACCUCAAUGCGGGAGGAUACGAAACAUUUCAGAGAUACUGAAAUCGACUACAUAAACGGCUAUGUUGUCUCGUUGGCGGAAAAAUUGGGCCUAGGCAGUGACGCAGUGAAUGUUAACAGACUUGUUGUUGAAUUGGUAAACCUGAGAGCAGGUCUGAACAAGAGAAGGGCGAACCAAAUUCCAGUGUAA